Molecule: messenger RNA, 893 nt
Organism: Dromiciops gliroides (monito del monte)
Lineage: Eukaryota; Metazoa; Chordata; Mammalia; Microbiotheria; Microbiotheriidae
Gene: EXOSC5
Product: exosome component 5
Exons: 6
Coding region: 16-792 (258 amino acids)
Biological process (GO): rRNA catabolic process; U4 snRNA 3'-end processing; poly(A)-dependent snoRNA 3'-end processing
Cellular component (GO): nucleolus; nuclear exosome (RNase complex); cytoplasmic exosome (RNase complex)
Source: RefSeq, a predicted model, not a curated record
ACAAAAUGCUUGCGCAUGCUCCCCAAGACCUUCAGGCAUGCGCCCUGGCCACACCCGGAAGUAGUUUUGUACUGGCCGACUUACACGUGGAUGGAGAUGGAGACGGAGCUCGGCCCUAACACCGGGCCCGAUGCUGAGCCAGGCUCGCGAGGCUCCGGUUGCAGCCUCCGGCAUUUCGCCUGCGAACAGAACCUGCUCUCCCGGCCCGAUGGCUCCGCCUCCUUCCUACAGGGUGACACAUCGGUCUUGGUUGGGGUCUAUGGUCCAGCAGAGGUCAAAGUCAGCAAGGAGAUCUUCAACAAGGCCACCCUGGAGGUGAUUCUGAAGCCCAAGAUAGGGCUGCCUGGAGUAGCCGAGAAAAGCAAGGAGCGGCUCAUCCGGAACACGUGUGAGGCUGUUGUGCUGGGGACCCUGCACCCCCGCACCUCCAUCACCGUCGUACUACAGAUUGUCAGUGACGCCGGCUCUCUGCUGGCCUGCUGCCUAAAUGCAGCCUGCCUGGCCCUGGUGGAUGCCGGCGUGCCCAUGCGGGCACUGUUCUGCGGGGUCACCUGUGCCCUCGACCCGGACGGUGGCCUUGUCCUCGACCCCACAGCCAAGCAGGAGAAGGAGGCUCGUGCCAUCCUCACCUUUGCCCUGGACAGCACCCAGCAGAAGCUGCUGAUGUCGACCACCAAGGGCCUCUACUCUGUGUCUGAGUUCCAGCAGUGUCUCGCCGCUGCCCAGCACGCUUCCCAUCAUAUCUUUCGGUUCUACAGAGACUCUCUGCAGCGACGGUAUUCCAAGAGUUGAGCCACAGCCUGGCCGGGGCACCGGGCUGGGCCUCAGCUUCCCUCUGCCCUCCCCCCUUUUCCCUGAAAAAUGGAAAUACCAACCCCGUGGAUGCCUGUGAA